GAUGGCUGAGGAAAGCUAUUCAUUCUGUUUACACGGCAUGGGCUCUCUGUGGGAGAAUACAAUCGAAGCCCUAUCUUAUUUCAGAGGUGUGUGCGUUAUGUCAAAAACAUUGUUUCAUAACUUAAGGAGGCCCUGAGUUUAAAUCAAGGACAGGAGAAAAUGGCCUCGGAUGUCGAGCAAAGUUUGUGUGGCACAAAUAACAACAUCCGUUCAGCGCUGCGCAAUGGAACGGCAAGCUACGCGAUCACGGAGGACAAAGUUUUGAUUGAAAGCGAAUUUCUGGAGCUGAACAGCCAGCUUCACUAUUCUAAACCGGUUCAUAUUUUAUUGACGGAUGAGUUUGUUUUUGUCAAAGAGAUGAGAGAUCGCAGGGAAUCGGAUACUCAUGUGCUUCAGUACGAGUCAGCCAAAACAGUUACGAAAUUUCUGCGUUCAGAUGUGAACAUGAAGGUUUGCCAGGGAAGUCCGUUUACUUUCAAAGCUAAGUGGAGUAAGGAAGCUUCGUCGUGGAAAAGGUACGAACUCUGCGGCAAGGAAGAGGUCUGGCCGAAGUGGCUACGGAGCUUCAGCGUGGAAGAACCCCAAGGGUAUCAUGUGAUCCCAUCGAGUAACAUCUGCGAAAUGGAAGGUGACUCCGACUCUGAUGAUUACAGCGAGGAAGACGAUGGGGAAGACAUUCAGAUGCCGGGAUACGCUUUGACUCUCUCAGUCGAUCGUACAAUUUCCAUGUGGUCUAUGUCGAUGUUCAACCCGAGCAGAGUACGUAGACAAGCUACUUGCCAAAAACACGUCUGCCGUUUUCCUAAGCCUGUGGGCGUUUUGGAAAAAAUCCAUGUGGACGAUCUUUCCGAUAGUUUCACUGCAGAAUCGUUGUAUAGGUCGAACUCGCAUCCUAGAUUAUCUCUUGCGAAAUCUUUUCGAUGUCCAUCGUUGCCAGACGUGAAGGACUUGAAGAAUGUUUGUGUGGAUUCAGAUUUGAAAAAUCCCGCCUGGAGGACACGGGGUCAAAGUAGCGUAGCCUGUCCAAGCCAAGUGUUGAACUCUUCCACGUUACUACAACGUGAGGGGCACAAUAAAUAUGAAACCCUCACCACGUUACAGCAGAAAGUAGAAAAUCUGCGGUCUCAUCCUACUAAUCUUAAUUUUGUGAGGAGGAGUAAAUAUGGGGAUGUACCAUCUUGGGAUACCCUGACCACGCCCAAGCACCGUCGCAAACACUCCCUUAAUGUUGCCAUGAAUAGUGAGGCUAACAGGAUCCCCAUGCCAUCAGACUCUGGAACAAGAACAGGUUGCCGGAGCCCAACUUUUGGCAAGCAGGAGUCAAUUGAGGAAGACAUAUUAGCAAAUAAUACUCAUGAAACCAAAACACCAGAUGCUUCAGUCAGCCCAAAAAAGACAGAUUCAUCUCGCGGUGUUAACCAAAUUGAAAGGAGAUCAGAGUCUUUGCCUUCUUCCAAGAGAACCGAUUUGUCGCACAUUCCUCAUCCAGCUUCAGAGAGGAGAAGGAAGGUUGGGGUAGCAAGGCAGUUAGACUUCAAAGAUGAUAUGGCUGUGGAUUUGAUUGACGGCAGUCAACCGCCUCGUAAAGAAAAAAUUAGAAGGUUUUGGACUAUCUUAUCUAAGAAGAGACCAAAGUUAAAAGCACAACUGACAGGAGAUGAUGAUUCAUCAAAAGACUUUGAUAGUAUCAAACAUGAUGACGAAAAUUCUUCAAGCAUUACAGAUUGUGAAUUAGCACCAAAUGGCAUAGCUGGACUUGCUCGCCGUGGUGGAUUAGGCAGCAUUUUUUCAACUUCACCAAAAGACAAAGGAACUGGAGCAAUAUCAACCAAUGAUGAGCAAAGAACAGUAACAUCACCAGCUCAAAGCAAGAAAGAUCCAGCCAUGGAAACGACUCCAAUCGGAAAACCCAGUUUCUCUUAUAGUGGAAGCAUGAAAAAGAAGAAGCUGGUCAAGAAAAUUUUGUCUCCAAUAUUCAAGGCCACUUCUCAAGAAGAAGAAAUAAGUAACCAGGCUACCAGUCCAACAGGCGAGAUUCCUCAGAGCCCCGACUCAGUGGACAGUUCUUCCCCAGAUCUCUCUCAGCGCCUCGUCGAUAUAGACGCUUCGCUGUUUGCGCGAGAAAUCACACUCAUUGACAAAGAACUAUUUGUCAGAAUUCCUUGGCCUGAGCUGGCCAACUGUGGGUGGAUGACUAAAGAUAAGUACGUGACUUCCCCACAUGUGAUGGCAAUGGUGGAGUUUUUCAACCGCAUCGCCCUUUUAGCUGCGUCUGAAGUUCUCUCUCAGGAAACAACUCCAGGACGGGCCAGAGCAAUCUCUAAAGUCAUCCAGAUCGCCGAAAAGUGCCAACUUUUGGGAAACUUCAAUUCUCUCAAGGCUCUUUUGGCUGGUCUCCAGUCCACACCCGUCUACAGACUGAAAGAAACCUGGAAAGAAGUGCCUUCAAAGAAGAAAAAGAAAUUUCGAGACCUAUCUAUUCUCAUGGGAGAAAGUGAGAAUUUCAGGCUGUAUCGUGCAGAACUCUCCGCUUGUUUGGAAAACGGCCCUUGUAUACCAUUCCUUGGAAACUUUUUAACGGAAAUUGCUCAGACUCACACAUACUUGGCUUAUAAAGGAAAAAACGGUGUGAAAGGAGGUAAACAAUCUCCGCUGUCGGCACGAAACUGUAAACUCGAUAGGACGGAUGGAGCCAUAAUCAACGGUGAAACUCCAAAACGCAAUAGCAUAACCAGUCUCAGUGUAAACAACGUGAAUGUGUCAUCUGACGAACAGAGCUCACCGCGUGACAAAGAAAGUGUCACGGUGGAUUCAAAUGAUAAGCGGACCGCUAAAGUGAAGCGGACGCCGUCACGCAGCAAACUAUGGCGGUUUCACAACCGACAGAGUAUAAAUGAUAGUGGUGUCAUGUUGAAUCGUAGCAGGAACAAUAGUGCUGAGGUUUUAGACAUUCCUGAUGGCGAUACUCAUAAAGUUAUGACUUCGAGUACAGAUUCGGUGAUCAACAGCACGUGCUCGCUGAAUGAUAGUCCUCGGAGUGCGAGGAAUGGUAACGCGCGCACUUCCAGUAAACCUUCUCUGUUGAGGAGACUUUCUGAAACUUCUUCGAAUCAUAAUGGGGUGUCGUUUUCGAAGAAGCCUAAUAGGCGUUUGUCGGAGACCAAAUCGAACGAGAGUCGGCGAGCGUUUCUAAAGGGACUGGUUCGAAGAACGCCGAGUAGUCAGUCAGUGAAGGAAGGAAGGGUUUCACGGGGACCUUCCAAUGAAAAACUCACCGUCAGUCUGAGCACUUUAUCAGUCGCGGAGAACUCAAACAGUGUAAAAUUCAAAGAACUGGCUAAAUCUCAAAGUAGUCCGUCAGUAGAGGAAGGUGGCAGGCUCUCCCCAGAACUCAGCCUAAGCCCCCUCGACAGAUCCCCUCAGAUCGAAGUCGUCUCCUCCAGUUACAGCUCAGUGACGAAUUAUUCGCCACCGACCAGCAGUCACGAGUUACAAUCAGGUACAGAGAAACAAUUAUGGGCUUACCAGAUCGCUGCAAUUCAGUACGACUUCGUUAGCCGUCCGUUUGUCGGACACUUUCUCCUAAACGCUUCUUUUAACUCCGAGGAAGACAACUACAGACUCUCGCUUAAGCGGGAAACCCCGGCUAAGAAAACGGGUAGCUGAUUCAUAGGAACUUAUGGAAGGGGGCCUUCACUUGGGCUGCCACCAUGGAAACUAGGGCUUGUAAUCGCCACGUUUCAUUUUCAAGUUCUUGACGUCUCGUUCCCACGCUCUCGCUCGUUUUGAAUACCGAGUUAAUCUGGGUACAAAAACUUAAGAACUAAUCUUGGAGACACGUUGACAACUCAUUUCCUUCCAAGAAACGUUUUCAAAUUAACUUUGUUGACUGCUUCAAACAAGUGUCACUUCUAUGACUAUUUCAAAGUAGUAUCCUUCUCUCUCAAAAUUAUAACACAAUUACUUUCACCUUUCGUCAAACCAACAUAUUUUAAGUUUAUUAUUAUUGUAAUUGGAAGGUAAAUGAUGUUAUUUUUCCAAUGAAACUAACUCAAUUUACUCAUUGGUUUUCAGUUAAGUUCAUAGAGAUCUUGCCUUCAAUUUCCUUUUAAAUAUUUUAAAUUUCUCAUCACUUCGUUUUAUGAUUAGAAAUUGUAAAUAUAUUAUUGAAAAGAUUAUCAAGAUAUAGUUGAACAA
This is a messenger RNA of Stylophora pistillata, 4197 nucleotides long. RefSeq lists its product as uncharacterized. NCBI's taxonomy places the organism in Eukaryota, Metazoa, Cnidaria, Anthozoa, Scleractinia, Pocilloporidae. Gene Ontology annotation, cellular component: plasma membrane. The record is from RefSeq and is a predicted model, not a curated record. Gene Ontology annotation, molecular function: guanyl-nucleotide exchange factor activity. Gene Ontology annotation, biological process: Ras protein signal transduction.